CGGGGCGGCGCCCGCAGAGGUGCCGCAGCUGCCGGAGCCCGCGCCUCACGGAGCGGGGAGCGGAGAUCGGGGAUCCCGACCGGGCGCGGAUCUGCGGGGACGCCGAGACACACAGGAGCGCAGGUGCCAUGUCACAUCCACCUGGGGACGCCCGCCAGGUCCCGCACAGCAGCAAGGCCUGCCGCCGCCUCUUCGGCCCCGUGGACAGCGAGCAGCUGCGCCUUGACUGUGACGCGCUCAUGGCCAGCUGCGUGCAGGAGGCCCGGCGACGGUGGAACUUCGACUUUGUCACCGAGACGCCGCUGGAGGGCAACUUCGCCUGGGAGCGCGUGCUCGGCCUGGGGCUGCCCAAGCUCUACCUGAGCCCCGGGCCCUGCGGCGGCCGAGAUGACACUGGAGGGGGCAGGCGGCCCAGCCCCUCGACUGCCCUGCUGCAGGGGAUAGUGGCUCAGGAGGACCACGUGGACCUGUCGCUGUCCUGCACCCUUGUGCCUCGGUCUUCUGAGCCGCCCGAGGAGUCCCCAGGGGCGCCUGGAACCUCUCAGAGCCGAAAACGGCGGCAGACCAGCAUGACGGAUUUCUACCACUCCAAGCGCCGCCUGGUGUUCUGCAAGAGGAAGCCCUGAUCUCCCGGCCGGAAGCUUCGAGCUCCCAGAAACAGGGGAGCCCACCAGCCCCGUCCACACCUGUACCUUCAUCCUCCAGUUUGUGCGUCUUAAUUAUUAUGCGUGUUUUAAUUUAAGUUCCUCAUGUACAUACCUGCCUGUCCCCCACCCCCGACCCAGCCUCUGGCAUUAGAAUUAUUUAAAAAACAAAUUAGGUGGUAGAAUGGUAGGCUCAUCAGAGUGCUGGGUAUUUUUAUUACAUGAAACAUUAUUUAAAACCUUCUCUUCCUUGCUCUUUGUCCUCCAUCUCCUGCGGAUGAUGCGGCUGGCUUCAAGCCCGCUGUGCCUCCUCUGCCCUCACCCACCAGGUGGCACUGACGGAGGGACCUGAUUCCCUCCCUUCCUCCACUCUCCAACUCAGCUUCUGCCCCCUUUCUUGGAUUCUCAGUCCUGAGUCCUCAGAAUCUGAGGAGUAAAUAGAUGAUAGCACUUUGAAGGGGGUCCAGCCAAGUAGGGAUAUCAUCGCAGACUUUGGGGUCUUCUCACCUCCUCUGGAGUCAGGCAGGUGACCACGAAGCGGGCACAGCCUGGGACAGAAACCGUCCUGGCCUCAGUGCCCCACUGUCCUGUGAAGCAGGGAAGAUCGGGUCCUGUAGCAGCCCUAUUCCCAGAACCCUGUGCCACCCCUAGGGAGCCUGGCUCCCUCUUUACUUUUUGGGGGGUCCCAGCUGUCCCUCUUUCCCAGCUGGCUCUCAAGGCCCCUCUGCUGCUCUCCCCUCCCCCGAAUCCUUCAUCUCUAGUACCCCAUUGGCUGUGAGUGGCAGCUGUGGGCACCUGUCCCUGGACACCCAAGACCUAGGGCUCCCUAGUUCUACCUCAGGCAGCACAGCAGCAUGGCCUCCCCCUUUUAGCUCUGGGGUGGAGUCCUGGAUGGUCCCAUAGAACACCCUGUCGCUGUAUGUUAGGAGUGUGAGGUGAGGAGAGUGGGUUUCCAGGACAGAGACCCAGCUCCUGGAAGCCAUCGGUGACCGUAGAUGACCAUCUCCAUCCAGCUCCUCCCUCCCCGUCUCACUGCACUUUGAGUAGCAGCUGAACAAGGACUUGGACAAGAUGGUGGCCAUGGAGACCAUGGGAGGUGCCUGGGUGGGCUGACGGGAGCCUGGGAUGGUGCAGCUCUGUCCCCGCAAUGAACACUGAUCUGCAGGCACCAAAGCACUUAACGGGUCUGACCCCAAACACCCUCUGGCUCCUGUAACCUCCUGGCCCAGCCUGUGCCUCUCGGCCCCAGUGUGUGACGUUCAUUAUUUCCACCUACACUGUAAGCCUCUUGGCCAGGGAACACGCCCUGUGCUGCUCUGUGUCCUUCAAGCUCUCUCACAGUACUGGGUACACAGCUGGUGCUCAAUAAAUGUCUCAAUGACUUUA
Molecule: messenger RNA, 2030 nt
Organism: Heterocephalus glaber (naked mole-rat)
Lineage: Eukaryota; Metazoa; Chordata; Mammalia; Rodentia; Bathyergidae
Gene: Cdkn1a
Product: cyclin dependent kinase inhibitor 1A
Biological process (GO): regulation of G1/S transition of mitotic cell cycle; negative regulation of cyclin-dependent protein serine/threonine kinase activity; DNA damage response
Cellular component (GO): cyclin-dependent protein kinase holoenzyme complex; nucleus
Molecular function (GO): cyclin-dependent protein serine/threonine kinase inhibitor activity
Source: RefSeq, a predicted model, not a curated record